UAUGGCAACGGCAGGUUUGACAGGUUUGGCUUUGCUGAUGAUGUUGGUAGCCUACUCUACUCGCACUGCCGCCGCCCGCCGGUGCCAUUCUUGUUGCCCUCCUCUGGCGGUCUAAUAGUCGAUAUUCACACGGCGUUUCCAAGAUUCCGAUCGUGCUGUCCGAUUAUGGUGUGCUCAAGAGUCCAAAGCAUCGUCACAAGGCCGGCAGCGGCAGCCGGCUUCGGGUGGGAGGAAAGGCCAAGGGGUCAGAAAAGGACAGGCAUGCUCAUACGUGCAAGGCAGGCAGGCAGGCAGGCACCUGCGUGGAUGGGUCAGAAUCUGAUUCUUCUCGUCGAGGAGAGGAUGCUUGAUGGUUGCCUCGACGAAAGCUAGGACCACCUCCAUCGCCGGCGAGGCCAGGUCGAUCGCCGCCGCCGCCAUCGGCCGUGGUUGAGCAGCUGGGAGAUUGAUGAGCGGCAAGUUCUACUGCAUGACGGUGAGGAUGAACAUCGACUGCAACGGGUGCUACCAGAGGAUCAGGAGGGCGCUCCUCCACAUGCAAGAACUGGAGAGCCACCUGAUCGACCGGAAGCGGCACCGGGUGAGCGUCUGCGGCGCCUUCGUGCCGCAGGACGUGGCCAUCAAGCUGCGCAAGAGGACCAACCGCCGUGUGGAGAUACUGGAGAUCAAGGAGGUCGAUGCCGGAGGCGGCGGAGGAGACCAGCCGCCGGAGGGCGGCGGCGGCCAGCAGCGCUGAAGGAGAGUGGCCGCAGCCCGCCAGGGCAGGCAGGACACGCACAGCCUCCCUAGACCGGGACCGUCUGCGUCCGGGACUCCGGACCGGCGUGGCGUUGCCCGCUUGCUUUUAGGUCCCACGUCACCGUGGCUCAUGCCGGGUUGCUGGUGCCGUCCCGGUAAUCUAGCGCCAGUGGCAGUGGUCUCUAGGCUUUACUGCUCCUUGUAGACUUGUAGUUGGAAGUUGGAACGCUGUAUUUAUCUAAAAAAAAGAAGUUGGAACGCUGUAAGCACACACAGUCAGCUAAAGAUGAAGCGAAAUGGCAUGUCAUAGGCGCACUGUUCGAAGCACUGAA
Messenger RNA from Panicum virgatum (switchgrass), 1070 nucleotides. RefSeq names its product heavy metal-associated isoprenylated plant protein 26-like. The coding region runs from base 449 to 736 and encodes 95 amino acids. The transcript is spliced from 4 exons. NCBI's taxonomy places the organism in Eukaryota, Viridiplantae, Streptophyta, Magnoliopsida, Poales, Poaceae. Gene Ontology annotation, molecular function: metal ion binding. The record is from RefSeq and is a predicted model, not a curated record.